GUAUAUAUAUAUUUAUAUCUAUUGACAACAAAAACAACUGCACCGCACAGCGUUUGCCAUUAUAGCAACAGCAAACGCCAAUACACAUAUGUACCUAUGCAAUCUAUGCACAGGCAACAACCAUUGCUGUUCAAAAUAAAUGGGGAGAUUAGCAUAAAUUCGGGCGACAUGGAAUUUGUUUUAUAGCUCACGCGCGACGCUGCAAUGCUAUAUAGUGAUAUUGUUCUUUUUGAGACCCGACCGAGUUUCUAAGUCUAUAGUUUUGUUUUUAAUCUACAAAACGAGGCUUCCAAAGUUUAUUUUAUACGUCUCUGAAGGGCUGACAGUUAGUGAGUGGUAGUGUCUUCCUGACGGAGGUGCAUGCGGAGGGUCACAAGCCAAGAAUUUCCAUGAGGGGUUAUAUAGAAGUUUCAAGGAAAGUCAUUGAUUUAUAUACAAUUUUAAUCACUACUGCUGACAAUACGGGGUCAGAAACCAUCAAUAAAAGAAAUAAAAUUACCUUUUUUUAUUGUUUUAUUUUAUUUUUUGUAAAAUGACGGAAAAUAGGAAAUACAAUUAAAAACCCGUUAUUCUUGAAAAUAAUACUGCCCAGUGAGCUGUGCGCCGGGUAUAAAACAACCACGAGCUUUGCCGAGUUGUGCAGCGCUGCCACCGUGGAAAAUCGAUAAAUUGUCGAACGUCACUACAUAGUAUAUGUAGAUACUUAAAGUAAAUGAGUGAUUUAAAACGGAAAAACACGCAGUGGCCUAGCAUUAACAAUAUGGCUGCUCAACGUAACGGCGCCGUUUGUUUUGUGCUCUACGCCACACUCUUGUUUGGCAGUCAACAAAAUGUCGCCGCUUUCAACUCCAUGCCCAAGGAGAAUAUUUUCGCCGAUGUGCUGCUCACCGAGCUGCUAAAUCGCAUGGACAAAGAAAUCGAUCCGAUGCAAAAUUAUUUCGAUUUGCUUGGUGAUGUGCCGAAAAGUGUUGAUCUGGUGUCGCGCUCUUCGAAGAACAACCACAAUGGGCCGGAUGAGUACGAGUACCGUGGCAUGUACGGUUCGCAUCCAUCCAUACGCGACCAAGAGUACAUGCAGCAUAGUUCCUUAUGGGGACAUCAGUACAUAAAUGGCGGUAUGGGUGAGAUGCCCAAUCGUUUCCCAGCCAUCAAGACUGAUGCUACAUUGCCGGCCUACUGCAAUCCACCGAAUCCCUGUCCCUAUGGCUAUGAGGAGAGUCAAGGUUGCAUAUCGGAUUUUGAGAAUACCGCUAUUUUCAGUCGCGAAUUUCAAGCAGCACAGGACUGCACCUGCGACAACGAGCAUAUGUUCGAUUGCGCUGGUCAAGACAGCAAUGCCAGCGCCAAUGAAAUGACCUCGACCAUGGAGAAGUUCUUGAUGCAUCAAUUUCAGAAUGAAAACGGUUUGGACAAUCCAAAUGCCGUGGUAAAGAAAUUUUAUGGCUUUGCAACAGGUCAUGGCGGUCCCAAUAAUCCCUUCUUGCAGGGUGAGAAGCUGCCCAUAGCCGCCAAAAAGGGUGAUCAUAUCAGCGCUUAAGCGGGUCACAUGUUAUUGGUGUAAUUGUUAAUAGAUGUUGUCAUUAGUUGCAAAUACUUAACCAAGCACACAUUUAAAUAUGGUAUAUAUGUACGUAUGUAUGUAAAGGAAUAUAUUUGUGUUGUCAGAAAAUAUCAUGCUAUACAUACAAAAUUUACUAUGACGAGUGGCUAUGUCAUUUUUGAAGCAUCUAAAUGUUGAAAACCUGAAUUAUAAAAAUAUGCGAAUAUGAAAAGUUCGCAUCGCUGCCCUCAAGUUAAAAUAUUUAAUCUUUAGUUGCUAGAAAAUGAUUUCCGACUUUGUUUAAAUGUCAAAUUGUUUACAUGUGGCGGGCAUAUUAAGGCAUAUAAAAGACACAACUGUAAUAAUCAAGCUCUCUUAUUUGCUGAGCAUUACUUUAGUCUAAUUGUUAAAACAAAAUUUGUAUCAACUGUAACUAAAAUUCUUAUCGGUAUUAUAAAUAUAUAUGUAAACAUCCAAUAUAUGUAUCAGUAAAUAAAAUAAUACAAAAAAAAAAAGAUUAAUAAAAA
This is a messenger RNA of Bactrocera oleae (olive fruit fly), 2067 nucleotides long. The record is from RefSeq and is a predicted model, not a curated record. NCBI's taxonomy places the organism in Eukaryota, Metazoa, Arthropoda, Insecta, Diptera, Tephritidae.